UUUUGUCUCCACCAAUACUGACGAACUCUAGGUGAUAUUAACAGGAUUUUCAAAGAUGUUUCAUAGCUCUAUUACUAAUUGAACAUAUAUUCUACACCCUCAGUGAUAAGAGCCUAUAAGAACCUGACUAAUAAUCGCUGCGGCUUCUGUAAAUAUUCCUUAUGAAAGUCCAAAAAACGUUUCAGAAAACACGACCAACAAGUCAAGUUUUAAGAAGAGCGAAAUAAUGCCGUAACUUAAAAGCGAUUGCGAAUACAGGACAAUUUGCUAACAUGCGGUGCCGUUUGAGGCGAUGUUCAGCACUCUAUCUGCAGCUACUGACCAGACAUCGCCCGUCGUCAGUUCCUCGGGGUGGCGGUAGUGGAGGAGCAGCGGGCCAGCGGCAGGGUCAGUGUUGUGUCUGGUUCGGUGUGGAGAGGACAGGCGCUCCGUCCUCUGUGUGUCAAGCUCCCGGUCGAACGCUGCCACGCCGCGUCGCCUCUGCUCUCGCUCUACCGUACUUUCUCUGAUUCUGGAUAAUUUUCGCACCGUACCUCUACUACAUUCAAAAGGCUCUAGUUGAAAUUAUAAUAAAGAAGACUAUAGUCAUUCCUUGAAGAGGAAAAAAAAUAAGGGCACAGAGAACGUGGAGUUAACCCCACAAAGCGAACACUGAAAAAAAAAAAAAAUAGAAAAGAAAACGUAACCGCACAGAGUUAUUCAACGGUGUGGAGAACAAACCUUACGAUAAUUAAACUACUGAGAGUGGAGAGGAUGGCAUCGUCCACUUGAGGAGGAGGAUCCGGCCUUGUGGAACUGUCAUCGAGAGAAGGAAAGGAUACGAGAGAAAAAAAUAAAAUAAAAUUCACAACAACAGGUACACAGUAGAGAAAUAAAAGCUAAAAAAAAAAAAAGAAUCACGUUAGGGGGUGUUGUUAUAAAGGCAAGACGCCCUCAACGCUGCACAACGUAACUUUCGUCUCUGUCGCCGCCAUGAGGAGCAGCAAUCACACCUUCAGAUACCUGACCGCCACACAGGCCCAGUACCUGCCGCAGGAGGUCAAUUUUUGGACCAUGGCCAUCGUAGCAGUAGGGACAGGCUUCAUUCUGACGGUGGCUGUCUCCAUCUACUUGAUCUGCCAGACGCGGCUGGAGCGCCCCCUGGCGGUCCGUCAGCAGCGCACGGUGCGGUACAUCAGCCACGGCCCAGAUAUCUACCUGCGCCCUCACCAGUGUCCUCCUACCAACGCCCCGCACCUCGACGACCUGGCUUUGACUCCCUACCACCUCCAGGAACCUCCGGAAGGAGCCACUGCCUCUCUCCAUUAACCUGCCACCCGCUUGCCUACCGUGACUGAAGAAGGGUCGUGGUGACACAAACAGGAAGGCAGUUUGAAUAUAGAGUUUCGUUUAGAUCAGCUUCGUGAAGCAAUGCAAAGCAGUCAGUGACAUUAAGACUAACGGGAUUCAAAGCACAAAUUAAAUCAUAAAUACAUUUUACGUUAUUAUGAAGAACAUUCUCCUUAUCCACCAUCACUGCCACCUUCCCACGUUAUUACAACACCACAAUGAACAAUACAGCAUGAUAUUAACACAUCGAUUCAUGCACACAUCCCCUGCCCACAGACCCACAGUGACUUCCCUCGACAGGAUCCUUACGCUCUAUUAACACAGCAUCACAGCAUUACACCACAACACCACAACACAAAAGCACACCACACCACCACAAACCGAUACACAAAAGCGCUCCACACCACCACAAACCAAUACACUAAAGCCCUAGACCACAACAUAAGGUAACACAACACAUCAUUACACAACAACCACAGCACAGCACCACACAAGACAGCACAACACAGCACCUCCUUACCCGCGUCCCUCACUCCUCGGUUAAUAAAUUCGUGAUGGAUUGAAGAGAACAGUGAAAAGAAUAACGUCCCACCCUUCACUAUUAGAUUAUUAAUAUACGUGAUUAGAGAGAGAGAGAGAGAGAGAG
Scylla paramamosain (green mud crab) is the source of this 1975-nucleotide messenger RNA. RefSeq lists its product as uncharacterized. The transcript is spliced from 4 exons. NCBI's taxonomy places the organism in Eukaryota, Metazoa, Arthropoda, Malacostraca, Decapoda, Portunidae. The coding region runs from base 973 to 1308 and encodes 111 amino acids. The record is from RefSeq and is a predicted model, not a curated record.